Molecule: messenger RNA, 6552 nt
Organism: Hipposideros armiger (great roundleaf bat)
Lineage: Eukaryota; Metazoa; Chordata; Mammalia; Chiroptera; Hipposideridae
Gene: SBK1
Product: SH3 domain binding kinase 1
Exons: 4
Coding region: 2646-3914 (422 amino acids)
Biological process (GO): protein phosphorylation
Molecular function (GO): ATP binding; protein serine/threonine kinase activity
Source: RefSeq, a predicted model, not a curated record
GGAUGACCCCCAAAACUGGACCCUAGGCACCAAGGGAUGAGGGAGAGUUGAUCUGACGUAGCCCCAGCCCUCGGGAGCUCAUGCAUGGCCUGUUGAUGGGGACAGACAGGGAACCGCUGAGAACACCCCAAGAUAUUCAACAGGGGCCCUGAGAGAGACAGACCCUGCCUGAAUCCUGGGGCAGCAGGGAAGGCUUCCUGGAGGAGUGGAACCUGAGGAUAAUGAGACCCAGAAGUUGAGGUGUGAGGAAAGGGAGGUGAGGGCAGGCAGCAGGAAUGGUGGAGGAGGCUGGAGAGGGGCAGUGCAGCUCAGUGGUCAGAGUAUGAGCUGAACCUGGGGUGAGGGGGCAGAUGUGGGGCCCAGACCCACCCCUGUGUGACUGUGCCCCUGGCCUAGCUCGGUGCCCACCCAGGGCAAGUCUGACGCCACAGUAGCAGGGAGGGGCCAGGCACCAUCAGGGCUUCUAGCAACUUGCAGCUGCCAGCCAAGGUCCCAUGGGAUAUGGAAACAGACGUGAACUGUCGGGGCCAAAGCCUGAAGCGGGAGCGUUGCACACACAGGGCCCAUCCACCUCAGCAGCCCUGGGGGAGGGGGGGGUCCACACACACAUCAGAAGUAGGUCAGCAGAGCAGCCCAGGGUAUCUCCCUGGGGGGCAGGACAAAGAGGACAAGUACUCAUCUGCGCCCCUCAGGGGGAGCCCCACUCCACAGAAGAACCAGGCGCGCACAGCCUCAGCACUCCCUGCUGAGCCAGAGCCAGUGCCUCGGCUCUCACUUAGGAUCCUCUCCCCCAGGCCUGAAACCAGGGAAGAGUAGUGGGGAGAUGUCUCCCACUUCAGCCCAGUUGGUGGCUGCAGCUGGAGGGGCAGAGCUGGGGCUGCAGAGACGUGGUGACGGCGCUGUGGCAGGGUCCCACACACAGGGAGGGGAUGCAGGACCGGGUCUGGGAAAUGGGUUAGAGACACUGAGGCCACUCGUGUGGCAUUUCAGACACCUGGCGUAUGUGCAGGCUAAAGGAACUAGGAGAGGAAGGUUGUCAGAACAGGCUGGUUCACGAGCGAACAGAACCCCUCCAUUCGUUCGUGAACCAGCGGAGGGGACAGGACUGAAUGGGGAGCAGGAGCCUGAGGAAGCAGGAGGGGCGGGAGGUGGGCUCCUUGCUCCCCCAGCCAGCUGGAGGAUCGCAGAUGGAGCUGCCUGUGGGGCUUGGUGGGAGGCCAGGAAGUUUCCUCCUGAUGUUUCUCCUCUCCCGGUAAAGUGGGAGGCUGGGUCGUGCAGAGAGGGAGGAAAGCAGAGGAGGCGAGGAAAGUUGCCGUCUAGAAGGGGAGCAGCUGGGAGGCCAGGCCCCUGCUCCCAGCCUCUGGCCACGCUCAGCCAGAGAAUGGCCACAAUGAUGAGAACAUACCCACACCUGAACCUGAUAGCGACGGAGCACGCACUGUGGGCCAGGCACCAAGCAUUUCACGUCUGUUAACUCGCUGAGUCCUCACAACAGCCCAGAGGGAGAAGGGAUUCAUUCUUCCAUCCUUUUUAAUAGACAGGAAACUGAGACACAGAGAAAUGAAGGAACUUGCCCGUGGCCAAACAGCUAGCAAGUCACAGAGCUGGAAUUCAAACCCUACCAUCUGGCUCCAAGUCUGCUUUCUCGGAGCCAUGGGUGGUCUUGCAGGGCUGGCUGCUGAGUGCUGGGUGAUGCUUCUGGGACUGGAGGUAGGGGGAGUUAGGGGAGGGCAGAGGAGGCCAGCAGGAGGCAGGCAGGCUGCGGGGUCAGCAUGUAGGGGAUCCUAGGGGAUUUGGUGCCAGCCUCCUGCUUCUGCACAAACAAGUCCACGACACACGCACACCUGUUCCUGGAGGCUGAGCCACUCAGUCUAACCUUCCCCCCACCAGACAGACAAGAAAAACAGGCCCCAGGAAGGUGUCACCGCCACCCAGGCCUAGACUCCCCGCUGCUGCUCUCUGCCCCCAACACCCUCUGGAGACAAACUCAGUACUUCUGAGGGGUGGGUGCAUCCAGGAAGCCCACCCAGCUCGUGUGGACGCUGAAGGGUCAGUCCAGCCGCGAAUGGGGAGGCCGGGGCAGGGGAGAGCUGGGUCUCUGUGGGAUGGGUGCUGUCCUUGUGUCUGGGUCCUGUGUGUACCUGAGUGGGCCUGCGGGGUUGUCUGUGGCUAUGUGACCAUAUCUGUACCAGCCUGCCCGUUUUCUGAGACUUACCUGGCUGAGGCAUUUGAUGCUGUGACCUCUGCCCUCUGACCUCGUCUUCCCUACCCCCUGCCUUAUUUUCUCUACAGCCCAUAUCACCUCCUCUCGUACUAUAGAAUUCAUGUGUUUAUUAUCCAUCUCCUCCAGAACUAAGCAUCCCCUGAGGCAGGAUUCUCCCCCAUUUGCUAGGUGCUGUGUCCCCAGGGCUCUGUGAUGGCACCUGGGCAACUAACUAAAGGUGUAGUUAACCCUUGUAAAUGGGUGCUUUCGUGUGAACUCAGCCUAUGGCACGUCUUUGUGUCACUGUUGUCCCUGACACUGUGUCUAGGUGAUGGCAUGAGACAGAUAGGCUGGCGGUACCCAAGUGCUGCCCAGGUGGCAGUGACUGCCUCUGCCGGGUGCUGACUCAGCCGCGUCCUGAAGCUUUGGGGAAAGGGAGAAGAUGAGCGCGGGCUGCCCAGAGCCCGAGCCACCCCACUCCUUGCCCUGCUGUGGGCCAGGGACUGCCCCUGGGCUGGGCGCAGGCGUGCCCCUCCUCACUGAAGACAUGCAGGCACUGACCCUCCGAACACUGGCCGCUAGCGACGUCACCAAGCACUACGAACUUGUCCGGGAGCUGGGCAAAGGCACCUACGGGAAGGUCGACCUGGUGGCCUACAAGGGCACAGGCACGAAAAUGGCGCUGAAGUUCGUGAACAAGAGCAAGACGAAGCUGAAGAACUUCCUGCGGGAGGUGAGCAUCACCAACAGCCUGUCCUCCAGCCCCUUCAUCAUUAAGGUCUUUGAUGUGGUGUUUGAGACCGAGGACUGCUAUGUCUUCGCCCAGGAGUAUGCGCCGGCUGGGGACCUGUUUGACAUCAUUCCUCCUCAGGUGGGGCUCCCCGAGGACACGGUGAAGCGGUGCGUGCAGCAGCUGGGCCUGGCGCUGGACUUCAUGCAUGGGCGGCAGCUGGUGCACCGCGACAUCAAGCCGGAGAACGUACUGCUGUUCGACCGCGAGUGCCGCCGCGUGAAGCUGGCCGACUUCGGCAUGACGCGCCGUGUGGGCUGCCGCGUGAAGCGGGUCAGCGGCACCAUCCCGUACACGGCGCCCGAAGUGUGCCAGGCGGGCCGCGCCGACGGCCUGGCGGUGGACACGGGUGUAGACGUGUGGGCCUUCGGCGUGCUCAUCUUCUGCGUGCUCACUGGCAACUUCCCGUGGGAGGCGGCCUCGGGCACCGACGCUUUCUUCGAGGAGUUCGUGCGCUGGCAGCGCGGCCGCCUGCCGGGGCUGCCAUCACAGUGGCGCCGCUUCACAGAGCCCGCGCUGCGCAUGUUCCAGCGGCUACUGGCGCUCGAGCCAGAGCGGCGCGGCCCGGCCAAGGAGGUCUUCCGCUUCCUCAAGCACGAGCUCACGUCCGAGCUGCGGCGCCGGCCCUCGCACCGGGCUCGCAAGCCCGCGGGGGACCGCCCACCACCCGCGGGUCCCCUGCGCCUCGAGGCUCCAGGGCCUCUCAAGCGCACGGUGCUGACAGAGAGCGGCAGCGGCUCCCGGCCCUCGCCCCCCGCUGUCGGCCCCGGCCCUGUCCCGGUCCCCGUGCCUGUGCCUGUGCCCGUGCCCAUGCCCGAUGCCGGCCUGGCUCCCCCGGGACCCCCUGGCAGGACCGAUGGCCGCCCAGACAAGAGCAAAGGGCAGGUGGUGCUGGCCACGGCCAUUGAGAUCUGUGUCUGAGAGCCCGCCAUGCCGCCCUCGGGCCGGCGUGUGCACGCAGCCAGGGCAGGCGCUGGAGGCGCCCUGGGCCUGCGCCAAGCCCGGGGUGUCGGCCGCACCGACACCGAUCAGCCCCUCAGCGGCAGGAGGGAGUAGUGGUAGACUAGGCAGGACGGCAGGCCUGGGCGCCCGUCCAACCGCGGGGCUGGCAAGACAGCCACCAAAAGGCCUCUGGCCGGCCUGUGUAGCAGGGGCUAGGCCCACAGGAGCCAGCCGCGCAGACCCAAGGAUUCAGAGGAUCCCUCACAAACACACCAGGAGUCCGGGAGCUUGUGGGCCAACUCACUGACACCUCCCUGAACCCUGGAACCCUGACUAGCUGCUCCUGGCCCUUUGCACCCCCUGGCACACCAUCCUGCAGCCCCAUCCAGGUCCUGCCCUUCUGCCCCCUCCACACACACACCCUGGGCACAAAGGGGCUGAAGUGUCGGGGCAGAGAAGAGGCGCAGGGCCCCUGGGCACGGGUUGCAAGGAGGACAGUGAGCUGAGGGCUUGCGUCCUGCCCUUCUUGGGAAGCUGCAGGGGAGAGGCCAAGCACAUGUCUGGAUAUGGCGAAAGCUUGUGUGCAGGCACAGGCCCCGGGAAUUGAGCGACUCCCCCCAAGCCAUUCCCGAUGAGGACACUGAGCUAAGGAGGAGGGCAGCAGGCCUUGGGCCACACAGCCACUGAGAGGUAGAGCUCUGGUAGCCCUUCCGCUCCUCCCCAGGGGACAGAGGGCUCCCAGCACCCCUAGGGCAGGGAAGUGAGUGCAGAGUCUGCGGUGGGACCCAGCUCCCUGCCAGUUCCACCUUCCCCAGGCCCAGGGAACCUCUCAGCUCCUCUCCAUCCUCGAUGCCCAGUCCAGACAGUGGCCUGAGCUUUGGCAGCAGCGAGACAAUUGGUGCCAGAAAUUUCUCCUGGGUUUCUGCUGGGGCCAAACACGUCAGCCUUGGGCUGACCCCGUCCUCACACCUCCCAUGGCUCUGGCCCUGGCGUGUGCCACUGUGGCUAUGAGAGCGGGGUACCAAGGAAAUGUGAGGGCCGUGAGUGUGUGCUAGGCCCGUGUGUGGUGUCAGCACCCAGAGUGCUCAUGCACACAGCCUUGUGUGUUGACUGAUGCCUCAGUAACUCCACCCAGCUGCCCGAGGGCAUCCAGGCCUGCUUUUCACCACACCCCUCAGGGAAUCGGCCAGGAGGCACCUGUAGGCUGGUUCAGGCCCUCAGGCCCCAAAACAGAGGAGAGGAACCCAGCCUCACCCGGCACUCCCUCCUGAGCCCCGCCCUCUCUCUGGAGGCCUGGGACCCCCGCAAUAACCUCAGCAUGGGCGAGGCUGCUCCCUCUGCCUGGCAGUGCCCCAUCCACCAUCUCUGGCCCCAACGCCAGGGGCCCUCCUGGGGUUCUAGGCCAUUUGAGGGGGCUCCUUCAUGUGCCAGGCUGACCAGAGGGGACUCCAACUGCCCUCUGGCCAGGAGCCCCCACCUCUCCAUUCAUCCCUCAUUCCCACUGCACAAAAGGGCUAUAGGUCCCCCUGUCCUGCCUGGGUCCAGUUUACAAACAGGUUGCCCCAGGGCCUGGCCCCCCUCCCUUGGUGUGCCCACUCUCAAGACCCACCUCUCCAGCAGGCAUUGGGGCCCUCCACACGCCAGGUAAGUAGCAAACCCCUCCUCCGACUAAGGGCCACGGCCCCCCAUCACUGUCCCCGGCCCACCGGGAGCCCAUCCAGGCACCUCUCCCAGUCCGACUUCUCCUUUUGCCUUAGGCCUCUCGACAUCCUGUCUCCUGCAAUAACAAGGAAGCGAGAUUCCAAGUAGACGUCCCUCAUGUGCGCCCUCUCUCUCUCUUUCUCUGUUGAGACCCUCGUCUUAGUAGCUAGGAUGUUAGAGUUGGGAAGGGACUGUAGUUACAUAGCCCAGCCCUGUUGUCAGAGGCACAGAUGGGGCAGUGACGGCCUGAUGCAGAAGCAGGCCUGGAGCCAGGUCAGCUCCUUUGCUGCCAGGGCCCCCCUGCUGCCUGUGCUGCUGGCUGGGUUGGUACCCUUUGCCCCUUAGGAGAGGUGUUGGUCACAGAUGUUUACCUCAGUUUAUGUCAUUGUCGAAGAAAAGAAAAAUAAAUAGCAAAAAGUUAACACCAUAGACAUGAAGACUUAGAAGACAAAAAAAUUCACGAAAAAAUCCUCCCCUUAUGAUUCUUCUGUGACAGUGUGUGUGUGUGUGUAUGUCUGUCUGUCCCAGCCCUUGUGCCCCCCACACUGCCCCCCGUCCUUCGGUGCUUCCCAGAGGCCCCUCUGAGCUGGCCUGUAAGGUGUGGGGAGCCAUCUGGGUGGGGAACAGAGCCACAUGUUAGCGAGAGGGUCUUCCACCAGGCCCCUGAGCAGAGCCUCAGGGCCAGUACUCUGAGCCCCAUGCUGUGGCCAGCGGCACAGCUAUGGCUGCUCCGGCAUCCAGGCCUGGCUCAGGGCCUGGGUAGACUCCUGACCCGGCACCCUCACUUAUUGCCACCUCCCCCACUGCGUGUAUGUAAAUACUCUGGCAUCCUUUGGCCCUGAGGAGGUUUUUAAAUGUGUUAUUUACUUCUCUAAUCAUGACAAUUGCUAUAAAAUAAACAUGUUUAGAAAAAUGA